Messenger RNA from Hibiscus syriacus, 658 nucleotides. RefSeq lists its product as uncharacterized. The transcript is spliced from 4 exons. Bases 56 to 367 code for a protein of 103 amino acids. The record is from RefSeq and is a predicted model, not a curated record. Lineage: Eukaryota; Viridiplantae; Streptophyta; Magnoliopsida; Malvales; Malvaceae.
CGUUUCUAUUCCAACUUCCAAUUUAUUAUUCAUUUUCAAAUUUAAGCAGUUUACCAUGUGGGUGGAGAUCAUCUGUGGAUUUAUCUUUUACCGCUUGUUCCGCCGCUUCUUCUACGGCUCCGACGACGUUUUGGGCUUGGAAACCUCUGAUUUCAAUGCCAUUUUCUCCGUCGCUAAUAGAGAAGCAGCGGUUAUUUCUGUCAAGAAUCUAGCAGGCUUCGUUUCUGUAAAUGAGGAUGGUAGCUGGACUACUGAUGGUGGCAGUACAAGGGCUGUGUGUCAUCCUGAUCCUGUUUCAGAGGCUAAAGAACAAGCUUCAGUACUUGAAUCAUAUAUUGAACAAAGGGGAGUUCGUGUACCAAAAUGAUAUUUUUCGUACAAAGCUGUAAUUCCGAAUCCGGAAUUCCAGUAUUUACUGAAUAACUCCCCCCCUUUUUUAAAGGAAAAUCCUUAUAAGACUGUACUAAAUAGAUUUCAUUUGCAGUACCUUUUACAAAAAUUUUCCAUCCGAGGUUAUUACUUAUGACUAGUGGGUGCAAUUAAAACCAGAACCAAAAAGUAUUUUUCCUGGAUGGAUUAAAAGUGCCUUUCGUGGUGGGAAGGAGGAGUUGCAGGAAUCUUUUCAUGAACAACUAAACUUUUUUCUCAGCACAGCUCC